Molecule: messenger RNA, 2385 nt
Organism: Haliaeetus leucocephalus (bald eagle)
Lineage: Eukaryota; Metazoa; Chordata; Aves; Accipitriformes; Accipitridae
Gene: CFAP20DC
Product: chromosome unknown open reading frame, human C3orf67
Exons: 16
Coding region: 1-2385 (794 amino acids)
Source: RefSeq, a predicted model, not a curated record
AUGUUCAAAAAUCAGUAUCAGGGUGGCCCAUUUGUUGAAAUAUUCAGUGCUCAAGGCAAGAACCCAGGAGCAAAAUGGAAGAUUUUUGGCAAUCCAUCAGCUAUAUGGAAAGAAUAUGAUAAAGAAGUAAAAGGCUUUGUUUUUGUACUUGAAGGAAGCAGUCAAAUCAACAAAAUGCAGCUACCAAAGGAAACUAGACAAACCUUGGGACUGAUCCAGCAAUUUCUGACACUUCAGAUUUUUGUGCCAUUGGGACAAGACUUCUCCACUGAGUUACUGAUAACUGAUUUAGGAAAUAUUAAGAGAAGAUUGUAUUUAUCAACGGUCCACAAGGAGUUGUCUAUAACCCCUCUGCAUGCAAAAAUUCCUCUGUUUACAAUCAAGCGCAAAAUAUGGUGCAAUAUGUGUAUUGACUUGGUAGCAUUCACCAGUGAAAUAUUCAGAGGAGCUGUCUUCCAGUCUUUGGAUGGAAUUACUAUUUCAGCUAACUGUAAACUGAGAAAGAUCUUCACUUUAAAAUCCAAGCCUCAAGAUACAGCUGAGGAAGAUGAUAUGUGUGUUGUUCCAUUUAUGCCGUAUGAGCCCACAGAUGUUAUUCCUCGAUCCUGCCAGCUAAAUACAGGUGUGCCACAGGUUACACAAUUGCUGAACCUCGCUAAAAUUCACAAGCCAAUAAUAAAAUGCAGGAGAUACCCAGUAACAGUGCAAGAAACAGGUAGCUUGGUUAAUAGAGGACAAGGCAAUAUACGCAGCACUAAAACUCAGCAUGUAUCACAUAUUGCAUUUGGAUCAAAGAUCCUUGGGCCACCUCCAUCUUCAAACAGAAGUGUCAGUGCAAGGGUAUCCAGAGAGGUAACAAAGGCCUGGGGUAGCAAAAGUAAUAGAUCAUGGCGACUUCAAAGUUCAGGAAAGGGAACUGAAUCCGUACAAGACGUUGAGAGAUUGGAGCUAUCAUUCUCACCAUGCAAUGAUUCUUUAGAUCAAGGAGGCAAAAGAAAUACUCCCCAAACAACUAAAGAUCUAUGUCAAAAUGACCCUGCAAUUCAGACUCAGAAAACCUCUGAGAGUGGAAGAGCAGAUUUUCAGCUCGCCUCACCACAAGGACCGUUAGCAGACAAGAACAGUCAUAGAAGAUUAUCUCUAAAAAAUGCAGCCAAAAACACAUGGGAGAUAACCAGCGAUAAAUGGGUGUUUCCAGAAAGUUUCACUGAGAGUGUUCAAUUGGAUAGGAGUGAGCAGUUUGUAGCUACUGAAGAUUCAGCCUGCCAUAAUUUAACCUCACCACAGAAUGUCUCCGUUGAACAUCACAGCAAUGAAACAGGUGAUCACCAAGUGAAUAAUAAAGAGAUUUUCACAUUUUCAUCAAGACCUCGAUCAGCUCCUCAUGGGAAGUCUCCAAAUAUGUCACCAGAAUAUUGCAUUUUCCCUUUGGAUUUGAAGCAAGACAGUAACGGAGUACAUGGGAAAACCGAAAUUGAAGAUGACUUUCAAGGAACUGACAGCAGUGAAGAGGAUGACAACAGUGAAUUCAUCCAGGAUACUGAGAACCUUGAGAUCAGCCACAGCAGGCAAGGAACAUCUGAUUCAGCAAUUUUUAAAGAGAUCCCAGUAAAGAGUAUGUCAUGGAGAAAUGCAUGCUGGAAGAACAAGAGACAAAGCAAACAUAACCUCAAAGACACCAUCUUAUCAAAACCACAGAGUUCCACUGUGAGAAAACCAGAUUCUGUUAGCUCUCAGGGAAGCUUAAAGCCUACCCUUUCUCUUUCUCCAACUGCAAGUAAAACUGAAUUCUUUAAAGUAAUUCCAAAUGGAUCUGAAAGAUAUGAAGGAGUUUCCGGUCAGUUAAAAAGAUCUGUCAGUAAAAAGUCUCUCAAGAAAAUCUCCAGAGAAAAUUCAUGCCUGACAACACAGACUUGCGAGUAUGACUGGAAAAACUAUCAGUCAGAUAGACUGAGUUCAUCUGAACUACAGAUGCUGGCUAGCAUGAAGAGACAACAAAAUGAAGAAUUACAGGAUACUGGGAUCUCACAUGGGCUGAGCGCAUCACAGAUAGACAACUGCAACGUUAGCAUGAGUACAAGCAGUGAUGAUACAGCAACCUGGAACUCUGGUUUCCCACCACCCGUCAGUCAGGAGCAUCACUAUCAGAAAGAAAUGAGCCCACUUUCUCAUUCCAACCCACGGGACUGGUUGAACCUGUUCAGUCCUCCCAUCAUUCCUGGAAGCCAACAACUGGAAGAGCACACUAAAUCUUCAACAAAUCAGAGUAUUCCAGGUGAAGACCUCAAUGCUGAAGAAGAUGAGGAAGUUUUGACUCUUUUGUAUGAUCCAUGUCUGAACUGUUACUUUGAUCCAGAUUCUGGGAAGUACUACGAAUUGGCAUAG